AUGCCACCUCAGACCUACGAGAGCCAGCGCGCCUGGAAAGAAGUCCAACAAUUCCUUCCGCAACGUCUCCACUUCACUGACAAACACCAGCCAGUUGAAGAAUGGUGGGAGAAUCGAGGGCAUACAAUCCACCUCGAUCGAUGGAGGAACCCAGCAGCUAAGGUGAGGCUGAUUAUGCAUCAUGGUGUCGGUACAAAUGGAAGACAAAUGUCCAUGAUCCUUGGUGUCCCCUUACAUCAAGCCGGGUUCGAGCUCGUUGCCAUCGAUAUGCCCGGCUACGGGUGCACACAGGUCGCGAAGGGCGUCACAUACUCAUACGACGACUGGGUCAAUAUCGCCAGCGACUUCAUCAACUUCGAACUUGAGCAUGACACGCGACCCAUCGUGCUCUACGGCCUCUCUGCAGGCGGCAUGCUGACCUACCACGCUGCGGCACUGAAUAAGAAAGUCAGCGGUAUCAUCGGUAUGACCUUCCUCGACCAACGAAUCCAGCAAGUCGCCGACGAAACAGCGCGGAAUUUUUUCAUGAGUCGGGUUGGCCUCCCGAUGACUCGUUUGUGCAACAAUCCACUCACCAGGAAGUUUUCUGUCCCCAUGUGGCUGGCGAGUAAGAUGUCCGCGCUGGUCAAUGACCCCCAGGCUCUGGCGAUCAUGUUGGCGGAUCCGACGUCCGCCGGCUCCUGGAAGUCGAUGCGGUUUUUGGCGACAUACUCGUCGUAUAACCCCACGAUUGAGCCGGAACAUUUCAAUUUCUGUCCAGUUCUAUUGACGCAACCGGCGGAAGAUGCUUGGACGCCACUGCAUCUGAGCGAGACGUUCCUACCGAAGAUCAAGAAGGUACCUGUCAAGACUGUGAUACUGGAGAAUGCCGGCCAUUAUCCUUUGGAGGAUCCCGGGUUGCAGCAGUUGAUUGACGCAGUCAUUCCGUUUUUGAGGGAGUUGUCACAAAACUAG
Molecule: messenger RNA, 954 nt
Organism: Exophiala bonariae
Lineage: Eukaryota; Fungi; Ascomycota; Eurotiomycetes; Chaetothyriales; Herpotrichiellaceae
Exons: 1
Coding region: 1-954 (317 amino acids)
Source: RefSeq, a predicted model, not a curated record